Molecule: messenger RNA, 633 nt
Organism: Metarhizium brunneum ARSEF 3297
Lineage: Eukaryota; Fungi; Ascomycota; Sordariomycetes; Hypocreales; Clavicipitaceae
Product: Flavin prenyltransferase PAD1
Molecular function (GO): carboxy-lyase activity
Source: RefSeq, a predicted model, not a curated record
AUGCCGUCAACAAAAGCCACACAAAAUCCGCCCGAGCAACAGCCGUCAUCUCAGAGGUGCAAGCGGAUCGUCGUCGCAAUAACCGGGGCGACGGGGGCAACCCUGGGCAUCAAGGCUCUCAUCGCUUUGCGCAAGUUGAACGUGAAAACGCAUCUGGUUAUGAGCCAGUGGGCCGAGGCAACUAUCAAGUACGAAACCGACUACCAUCCCUCGAAUGUCAAGGCCCUGGCAGACCAUACCCACUCGAUUCACGACAUGGCAGCCCCAAUUUCAAGCGGAUCCUUUAAAGCAGACGGAAUGAUAAUCGUUCCUUGUAGCAUGAAAACACUGGCUGCAAUAAAUACCGGCUUCUGUGACGAUCUCAUCUCUCGCACCGCCGACGUGAUGCUUAAAGAGCGACGAAGGCUCGUCUUGGUCGCUCGAGAAACCCCACUGAGCAGUAUUCAUCUGCGCAACAUGUUAGAAGUGUCUAAUGCGGGCGCUAUUAUUUUCCCUCCCGUCCCGGCAUACUAUAUUCGGGCCUCAUCGGUGGAUGACUUGGUCGACCAGAGCGUAGGCCGCAUGCUAGACCUAUUCGAUUUGGACACGGGGGACUUUGCGAGAUGGGAGGGUUGGAAAACGGCAAAGCGUUGA